Messenger RNA from Saprolegnia diclina VS20, 1707 nucleotides. RefSeq lists its product as hypothetical. The record is from RefSeq and is a predicted model, not a curated record. Bases 1 to 1707 code for a protein of 568 amino acids. The transcript has 5 exons. Lineage: Eukaryota; Oomycota; Saprolegniomycetes; Saprolegniales; Saprolegniaceae.
AUGCACUUUGAGACGUACGAAGACUGCUUGGCCACGCUACCUGUAGUCCUGAACGCAACUGCCGCCAUGCCGCCCGUCGUUCCCACUGGCGGGGGGUACGUUCGGUCGAUCUACAACGGCAACCUCUCGAUCGGCGGUGUGUCAGCGCAGUUCUUCGUCGAGGGUCUCUCGUCGUUUGGGUUUCCACCAAACUCGAGCCUAUUCGACAUGUACACGAGGUCGUUCUUCGCCCUGCAAGCCAUGCCGCCUGCGACCUCCCCGUGGUCGUGCGCAGUCGACGCCUCCAACUACUUUGCCAACGGCAGCGUCAUCCCGGGGUCGUCGAUCGAUAUCUUUUUGACCAAGUACAUGCCCAAGAACCUUCUCACCCGUACCAAGUCGCCGUAUUGCGUGUUUCCAGCGCCAGCACUGCUCUGCAACGCGUACUAUGCUCUUGGCCCGCACACGUGCUCCAAAACAACGCAGAUUCGCCAAACCUGGACCCAAGUCUUGGGUAGCUCGAUCGCGAACGCGUGGGCACUCCUCGGUGCGCUCACGACAGGUGUCGCCUUCGUUAUCAAGCGCUGCUGCUCAGCCGCGCAGCCCGUUCCGCAACCAGCCACCGUCUCGAUUCAAGACGUCGAUAUCGAAGUCGGCCCCCAAGCAGUGCGAGGCGCGACAUGCUCGUCGUCGAGUACGUGCAACUUGAACGUCAAGUGCUCGCUGCCAUUGACGCAGCUCAGCGUCGGUGACGCGACUACGUGCCAACAAGCAAGUACAACUUCGCCUUGCUUGUCCUGCGCCGGUGUUGGCCAGCAGUGCUACAACGCCCCCGAGUGCAAAGAUUCGCUCUUUUACUGCGAGUUUUUGACGGCAGCCCAAGUGGCUGCGCUGCCAGCAGGUCACCCGUGUCUGUCGACGGCGUGUCAACUGAGCAAGCAAAGUCCCGCGUGCAUUGCUUCGACGUUCCAAGCGUGCUGCGUGCCGGGCACACCGGGCUGCACCCAAACGGUGGCCACUUCGGGCUGCACGCCGAGCGGGUGCAGCUACUUUAUGGGGCAGCCGACCAUCACGCCCAACUACUCGGCGAUCGCGUGUCCAUUUGCGGAUGCGUCGGCCACGUGUGCGACGCCGCAGUGCAACGCGUCGUCCAUCUUUCGCCAGAUUGUCAACGUGUUUGCGGCCAACAUUGGCUGCUCGGGCAGCUUUUGCAUUCCGGCGCUCAUUCCUGGCGUGUGCGCGGCCGGCGUCAGCCUCACGGCGUCGACGACCGCGUCGUUUCCGGGCUGCACCAACUACUUGGUGGACUAUUGCAAUAAGAACCCUUCCGAUGUCGGCUGCCACCAAGUGUGUCCGUACAACUGCAACCUCCAAGCCAACUGCCCGUGCAAGUCGAGUGCGUGCGCGGCCGUCAACGCGGCGCCGCUCUGCGUGCGCAACACUGGCGUCUGCGCCAACUUUCGCAAGCUCUUUGUCAACGCCAUGUUUACGCAGCGCUACUUCCAACCCGCGUCCGACAACUUGGCGUACGCCAAGAACCGCGCCGGACCGCCCACGACGCCGUUUCAGUGGUCGGCCAGCCUCACGCAGGCGCGCGUCGACUGCAACGCGCUCGUCACUGACCUCGGCGACAACAUUGCGUCGUGCGUCACCACGUCGUUUGCCUACUGCAACGCCAAUCCGUGGGACCCGGUGCGCUGCGUCAUCCAUAUAUGGAUAGUUCGUUGA